UUAUUAUUAUUAUUAUUAUUAUUAACUACUUAAGAUUUGGAUGUGAUCUUGAAUCAUGAAAAGUAAAGCAGCUUAUUACCUUUUUAAACUCCUCGACUCUAACAAGUACUUGGAAGCCCUUGAAUGCAAAAUGAUAAUACAUGUGAAAAAUCUUAUUGAGAGUCAAUUUUGGAUUGCUUUGUUACAGUUGCUAGAAGUGAAUACUUAGAUGACUAGAGCUUUAUAUGCAUAGAAAUAAUAGAAAGAACUGUCAAUUUUUUCCAUUAGCAGAGUUGCCUAUUGGGUUCUGUGCUAAUGUGAUUGAUCUUCUCAGCUUAAAGGUAAAGUGUUACACCUCCAAUAUGAAAAUUUGAACUUCAUCCAUUAGAAAAUCCGAGUGUUCUGUAAGAUAUUUUUUGUGGAGGGAUCAUUAUUAUAUCCUUGGUGGGUGUUAUUGUUUCGUCUCCUUCACAUGGCCUUAGCAUAAUAAAAAAUAUUGUUCAUCGUUGAUCUAGCUGUAAGAUUAACAUUUUUCCUUGAAAUGUUCACUGUUUAAUAACAAGAAUUAAACAUGUGGCCUUUAUAUCUUAGAACAGAAUCUAUAUAUACCUCCGACCAGACCAAUUUAGCCAUGAAUUGCUUGAACUUGAUCUGUUAUGAUGAACCCGUUGCCCUUAUUUUCACUAUCACAGUUGCUUUCGUGAGAAAUUAACAAAUUCCCUUGUUUUCAUCUUCCAUUGAUAUCAGGCAAAUCAAAGUCAAUUUUACUUUGGUCACUUCACUUAUGAAGGGUCCAGUAAUACUAAAUUUUUGAGAACCAACCCACUCGUCCAGGUUCAUCAAAUCCUUGUCAACACAAAUAAGGUAUUUUUUUUUUUAAUUUCAAAUUACCAAAAUGAACAAACCUCAAAAGGAAAAAAACAACUGCACCAUAGUUGGAAAGGGAAUUACAUGGAAAUGACAAAUCAGAUUCUUGUGGUAAUAUGAUAUUUAAAAUUGCCAUGACAGAUUUAUUGCUAUCUAUAACUGCUAUCUGAGGAAAUCCAACGGUAAACAUUUUAAAGUUGAUAUCUCAGUACUUACCUUCCUAAACAAACAGAGAGGUACACACAACUCUGUUUUUUAGUACAAUAAAAUUGAUAACCCGAAAGCUGCAAGACCAAAGUUACAUUCUCAGACUCUGAAACAUGAACAUUAAUUUUAUAUUGGAAAAGAUGGAAAAAGAAAAAGAAAAUAGAUAAAUGGUGAAACAGAAAGAUAAGAAACUAAAUUUUCUUUCUUGGUAAAUAAAGCAUCUUUUGUUGCAUAUGAAGUUAGCCACAUUGUGAUUUGGGUUAUGAAAAUUAGCAAGGUGUCAACAGAAACUCAACAAAGAGUCACUAUUCCCCAGCCACAGCACUUCUGGCAUUCAAGUUCGCGUAAAUAAUAGGGUGCUUAUAUUAAUUAUAUGAUCUGCUUGCAUGAAAUGGUAAAGUGGACCCUUAGUCGCCAACUUGUCACAGUUCCAUUGGCCCUUAUUCAAGUGGACCUGUGCUGUUCUCCCCUCUUUCAAUUUGACUAACUUCAGAGAACAUGUGUUUGUUUCACUGCUUGUAUAAAUCAAAUUAUCUCAUUUAUAUUUUCACUCCUCCCAAACAAAGGCAGAAACUAAAAAAAAAAGUUCUAAGCAUCAAAGCAUUCUUUCUCACUGGAGGUUAGUUCAUUCUUCAGCUGAUAUAAUUUGCUUUUCUGUUUUCAUAUGAGGGUUGAUUUAUUUGCCUCUCUUAUUCCCAUUACUCAUUAGAGGGAACAUUCUAUUUUUUUCUCUUUGUGAAAAAAGCAAAAGGAAAGGAGAUGUAAGUACCACUGGCAGUUAAGGCCAAAUUUUGAUUGUGUAAAGAACCAUCUUAUUUGAUCUUUGGAGAGUUUGUCGUCUUGUGAUCGAAGAUUCGCACUUAAUAAUGAAAUGACAGAUAAUAAUAUAAUCAAUCAAGUUUUUUAUAAAGACGUUCUGAAAAAGCACUUCAUUUUCAGUUUCUUUGAUUGCACGAAACCCUUCAUUGUGGUGUGUCUGAGUCUGUUGUUUCUGUAACCUUCUACAUAUUUACAUUUAGUUUUUACGUAUUUUCUUUAUCAACCAUCAUUGUGCUUGUUUGGAGAAAGCCAUAGGGAUUGGUUAUGAAUUUGCAGCUCUUUCUUUUUGAAAUAUCUCAACUAAGAAAAGAUUUUCUUUUCUUAAGUGUGGUAACAACUGAAAAGGGAAAGCCUUAGGGAUUAGUUAUGAAUUUGCAGCUCUUUCUUUUUGAAAUAUCUCAACUAAGAAAAGGUUUUCUUUUCUUAAGUGUGGUAACAAAUGAAAAGGCAUAUUAUUUAGUGGAUGCAUGACAUUCUGUCUCAGUUAUGUUACUAGAAUAUCAUCAAAAUGGUUUUCAUUUUAUCUGUCAACUAACCAGAGCAUGUUUAAAAUGAUUCUUAUACUCUGUAUGACUUCCAAAUUUCUCAAUUUAUUCCAGCCAGUUUCCCUAGUUCUCUCUCUCUCUCCCUCCCUCCCUUCCCGUAAUCUCUGAGUAUUUUGUUAGGUUACUCGUAGUUGUUUGUGUGAACGUUCAUGUGACUCAAUAGUCAAAUUUAUCUCAGUUCUUUCUGAAAGUUAAAGUUCUCGUUGUGGAUAAGUUUGACUUGUCUACCUAGUCUUUAAAACCACAAACUAACUCAGAUCUUCUAUUUACUUUUUAGCAUAAAUACAAGGUCCAUGAAGCUCUAAAUACGAAAAUAUGGCAAUUAUAAUAAGAGUUGUUAUCUAUUGAUAGAUAUCAUUGAUUUUGAGGGCGAUUUUCCGUAUCAUUUACUGCCGAUAGUUCCCAUAAAAGGAAAGUGAACUAAUUCAAAUCGUGAUCAUUAAUUUUUCAUUUAAAAAAAAUAUUUCUUUACAUUUGCUAGAAAAAAUUUUGUUCUGAGAAAUCAUAAUAUGAUGUCUGAUUAGCUUUCUCAAAGGUUUUUGUAUAAUUUUAAAGCCUUCUUAGGAUUCUUUAUCAAAGUCCUUGAUGUGUACUUGAGACUGUUUAUUGACAACAAAUUACUGGAAUCUGUUUAAGCUAUUUUUUUUUCUUUUUGUUGUCUUGCAGUAUGACUGCGAUCUCUAUAUAUCUUGCAUAGGAAACAUUGAAUUGUAUCACAUGGGUGGGAAAGAGUUACUUUAUUAAGAUUAAUGCAGUUAUUUAUUAAGAAUUCCUGUAAAUGCAUUUUUCCUUUGGCACUUAUAAUAGAUUUUUUGUGGUGGUCCUUGCACUUUUUUGUCAAUAUCAUAAUUGAAAAUGGAAACGUCAUUAUUUCUAGCUACUUUAAUCUAUAUUAUCUGAUUUACAACAACGAAGCAUAAGGUGUCUUUACCUGGGAAGAACAGAUAAAAACUGUAUUUCUUGUUCAUUUCCCAAGUUCAAUAUAAUGAAUUCUUUGAGCAUAAAAGUGAAGAAAACUGUGGGAAAAUAAUUCAAAAUUUUAAAAUGAAAAGAUUUGUUUCUUACUGCCAAACAAAAAAUCAAGUUUCUUUCUUGAAGAACAUUGCAUUCACUGUCUGAAAAAAGAAUUACUAGAGAUUAUUUUCUAUUAGUGUUUGCAGUUCUUUUUUUUUUUUUUUUUUUUCCUAACAGAAGCAAUUCUUGAAUUGAAAAUGUCAAAAAUUAGGAUUUCACUAACAGAUUAUGUGAAUUUAUGGCGGGCAGCCAUGACAUACCCUGAAGGACAACAUGGCUUGGUACACUUCUGAAAGAAAUCAUUAUUUAGCAGUUAUCUUUAAUGUGGAUAUAAACAACUGUGUUCCACCGUCAAUCUUUCAGAGGUAGAGCAAAUGUGAGAAUAUAUCUUACAGUGUGAUUGACAUGUGAGAUGAAAUUCUACCAAGACAUGUAUUUCUCCAACAAUUCGUACUACCAUCUGAAGGAAACAAAUGGAGGAAUGCAGUAAUAUUAAGUCUUAAGGGCUUGGAUUUCAUUUUAAGUAGUCAUGGAUCAUCUGUUAUGGAGCAUUUUUACACCUCAUGGUGUGGAUAUUUCCUUCCCUUCCAUAACUGUUGUUAGGUUUAACAUUCCAUUUACGGGAAAAAAAACCAUUACAUUUAGGGGAAAAAAACCCAUAGAAUUGUUGGUUGCAUCCAGGAAUUGCAUCUGUGUCCUUCAAAUAUGAUUUCCAUAAGGUAUGGCUUUUCUAAUUCUUAGUAUUUUUCUAGAACUGUGUAGUAGAUUUUAAUCUGUCUUACAUUUAAGAUGAAAAUAAUUGCAUUCCUGUAUUCUGCAUUUGUCUAAUUUUCCCAUCUAACUCAAAUUAGUUCUUACAACUUGAAUGACCUUUGAAUCCUGGAUUUUCCUAAAUAGCUUUGGUGUAGGUCAAUACUUUCUAAUUAUUAAUUCCUAUACUGAAACCUUUAGAUUUACAGUUUUUAUGUGUAGAUUACUCACAGCUCACUGCUAGCUUCGUGUCUGUUAAUUAAAAGAGAGAACACCAUUGAGCAUUUUGCCAAAAGUGUUAUUUUUUUUUUAUAUACCUUUGCUGUGUGAGAAAUUUAAUAUUUUCCCAAAUAUGGAAAAUUUGUCCAAGUGGGCAAGAAAAAAAUACAAUGCCUCUAGUUAUGGUGGUGGUAACAUGCAACUCUACUAUAGAUAGCAGUAAAAUUUAAAAAAGAAGAAAAAAAAAGAAAAAUAAUUCAGCUCUCAUGGUGCUGCCACUAUGAGCUGCCAAGGGUCAAAGAACUAAUGGUAAGAGUAUGCUGAUGUGACUUGCCUUUGCUAUCAAUAGUGGUAGAAAUACGCUGAUUGACCGGCCUCUACUAUAGUAGAGGUAAAGGGAGAGUAUAAAUUCACUCCCAUGUCCACGUCCUCUCUAAAACCCACACUGGUAAAGAUUUUCUUUUUACGAGUUCAUACUUUCUUUUAAGUUGCAAUUGCUAUUAUCUGGUAAGUGAAAAUUUAUAUGUAAAAUGUCUUUUAUUUUUAAUUUUAAAAUUUUAAUAUUAUUAUGUUAAAUAUUAUUUUGUAGGUACCCCUAAGUAUUGGUAAAAGUAUAUGGUUUCCUUAUAAUUAGAAUUUUGUGGUGUUAUAUAUUUAGAUUUUUUUAUAAAAAUGGAAAUAGAUAUUUAUUAGAUAUAAUAUACUUCUGAAAUAGAAAUAGAUAUACUAUAAAUUAACAUACCUUUAUUUUCUAUCAUUUACAUUGCUAUACUAUAAAUUAACGUACCAUUAUUUUCUUUCAUUUACAUCACUAAUUUUAAGUAUUAUCAUGUCCAAUGUAGGUUAAAAGUAUUGGAGUUCUAUUUUUAUAAAAUUUCAUUUUAUACUUAGAUUUAAGCUAUUACGUUGUUCAAAAGUAUAUUGUAUCUAAUGAAUAUCCAGUUCCAUUGCAAAAUAAAUCUAAUCAUAUAAUAAUAUAAAAUUCUAAAUCUGAGGAAAACAUACUUCUUAUUUAUAUAAAAAAAGUAUAUACCUUCUUGUUGCUUUUCUUACUUGUCUUUCAAUUUUUUUUUUUUUUAUCAAUACUUGAUGAUACCUGUCACAAUAAAAUUUAGUAUAAAAAGUUAAAUUCUUAACAUAAUAAAAAGGAGUAUUUUAUACAUAAAUUUCUACUUGCUUGAUAAUGGCAAUUGCAGCUUUGAAGAAUUUAUACAUUCGUAAAAGUAUAUCUUUUCCACCAUAGGUUGUAAGGGGAUAUGGACAUGUGAGUUAAAUUUAUAUAAUCUCGCUUUACUUGUACUAUUAGUAGAAGUAAUCAGAUCAAUGUACUCUUAUGGACCAUGAUAGUAGAGGCAUGUCACAUCAUUGACAAUGUUAUGAUCCUUACUGCAGCUCAUGGUGGCAAUAUCAUAGAACUUUUUUCCUAUUUACUAUCGUUUGUAGCUGUACAUGUAACCACCACUAUAACUAGAGGUGUUAUACUUUUUCUUGCCUAUUUGGAUAAAUUUAUCCCGGUUUUGGAAAAUAUUGUUUUUCUCACAGCAAAGGUUAUAGGUAGAAUUCACAUUUUGGCAAAAUGCUCAAUGCCAUUAAUUUGGCAUCUGGAACAAGCCUUUGAUAUAUACCUUAGUAAACUAUUGAUUAUAUUGGGGACUUUUUGCGGGCAAAAGAAAAUUUUGACCUCAAUGAUCACUUUUCAUAGUUUUCAACCUCUAGCAAGUAUGACAAAAGAAUUGGUUUGUGUCACUGCUGCUAUACAUUCUUUCUCCUUUGUUUUUGUUAAGCACUGCUGCUUCUUGAAUUGCUCCUAAAAUGUUCCAUUAAUGUAUAAUAUUCAUGAUGCAGUAAAAAGAAAAAGUCUUCAUGGCUUUGCUUUAUGGGGAAUCGAACACAUUAAGGGUUAAACAUUCUUUCUGUUAUUAUAGCUAAACACAAUAAAAAGAUUAUGUAUAUAUUCCUUAAAUUGUUGAAUUCCACCUGGCAUCUGUGUCCUGUAAGCAUCUCAUGUAAUUCCUUAGCUAUUUGAGUUAGCUGUACAAUUAUUGCUUAGGUUCUUAUCUUCUUAACGUGUACAUUUCUUUUCAUUGUAGCAUGCAUUUUGUGCUGAAUGCACUCAACUACUAAUAGUAACUUCCAUUGCUGAAUUACUUUUGACUACAUGUUUUUUCAUGUUGCUCAGUAAAGUAAUGUUGUUCAAACAGUUGUCUAUAUCAAAUCCUAUUUAGCUGACAUGAAAAUACAUUCCACAUGGAAACUUCUUCAACAAUAAAGUCUUGACACAUCAGAAUCGUUGCUACAUAAUGUCUCCUAUCAUUGUUUUCCAUGUUGCAUGUUCAUAAACAUGAUUGGUAAAUCAACGUGUCAGUCGUGCAAGUCAAAUAAUCCAUCAUAUUUGACCUUUUUAAGGUCCUUUUCAUUUGUAAUUUAGAUUGUUUUGAUGGAAGAGUGCAGGCACUAAUAUCAAUAGCUGUGAGCUUCCUAGCAGACAUUUAACAGCUUAAUAAGAACAAAGGGAAAUGCAAUGGAUACGUGGCAUGAUAAAUUUCGGUGGCGUCUGAGCCUCAAUAUAUUCACAUUUUUUUUAUCAUCUGUAAAUUUGUGAACUAAAACUUUGGAAGGGCUCAACAAGCCAAGCCCUUGGAACAAUUAAUUUAAGGAAUCCUGACUAUCAAUUCAUGCAUAAGAUCUGCACAAUAGUUGUUGUCUAUAGAAUUUCUUCUGAACUGAUUGCAGUUUCACAAGUAGUUAUGACUGUUUUGCAUCAAUUUUUUUUUUUCGUAUGGUAGUUAUUAGCUUAGCAUCAUCUUUUUCUUGAGAUGUUGAUUUUUCAGUCAAGUGUAUUUUUAUGUCUGGAUUGCUAUCUAGCUAAGAAAGUUUCCUCUAUUUUUUUUUUUUUUUGCGUUGCUCCCUUUUGCUGUUUUUUCUCAACAGAUGGAGAAGAAAAAAUGCAAAGGCUUGGCUAUAUCAAGUUCAAGGAACUGGGCAAAUAUGGAAUAUGAAGUUCUAGUUUACAUAUUUAUGAAGCUGAGCACUAUGGAUCUGCUUUCAAGCAUUUCUCUUGUUUGUCAUUCAUGGCGUGCUGCAUGUUGCAAUCCACUCCUUUGGUUUACCCUUGAUUUGGCAAGAUUGAAGUACUCUUUUGACUGCCCAAUGGACCUUGGCGCUUUACUGCAUAGUUGGCAAAGUACGAGGUUAAUGCAAAUAUUGAACAGUGCAUUAAUUCUCGGUGGGAACAAUAUUAUGUGCUUGAUUUUCCAUUUUGAUGCACAUAUCAAGGAUGAACACUUGAUCUUUGCAGCUGAAAGGUGUCCUAGGCUGAAACAACUUGUUCUUCCAGCUUGGAAUCAAAUCACUGCAAAUGGAUUCAGUGCAGCUAUCCGGAAGUUGAAAAAUCUCGAGUCCCUAACGCUUCCAUGCAAUUAUUUCCCCUCUAGUCUCCUGCAGAUAAUUGGUAUAAAUUGUCCAAAGCUCACCAAACUCAAAAUAAUGUCCCCUUUUGAUGCUGAUUUCGCACAGACCUUGUUUAUUUAUCUCCCAAAUCUUAAGGUCUUAAGUUUGAGGUGCACAAUAGUACACAAAGAUGCUUUGAGACUCACAUUAAUGCUCUUUCCUAACCUGGAGGUGCUGAAUGUAGCUCACAUGCUUUUCAUAGAUAUUCCUCCACCUGCAGCUUUUGAUCCUUCUGGAGGCCCUCUUGUAAUGUGUUGGGUGCGUGACACAACAUUAGCUGAACUGGCCUCAAAGCUAAAAGGCGUAUGCUGGUGUCAAACACAAUCUUGCAUAAUGUGUCGGCGUGUCUUGAUUGAUUCAGGAUGCCCCAAAUGGAUUGAAUAUGGGGAGGAUUGGCGAGAAGACGAGGAAAGUUGUUUUGACGUCUGAGCAAAGUGUGCCGAGAACAUCUCAGGGUAUAUCUAAGCAGGAUUACUUCCUGUUGGUCAAUAAAUAAACUUCUUAUGCUGAAAUAAAAGAAGGCUUCAUUGGACUUUUAUGUUAAAUUGGAAACUUACUCUAGUUUAACAAGCAAUGAUUAAGUUGUUUUCCUUUUCA
Molecule: messenger RNA, 8447 nt
Organism: Manihot esculenta (cassava)
Lineage: Eukaryota; Viridiplantae; Streptophyta; Magnoliopsida; Malpighiales; Euphorbiaceae
Product: F-box/LRR-repeat protein At3g48880
Exons: 2
Coding region: 7332-8279 (315 amino acids)
Molecular function (GO): protein binding
Source: RefSeq, a predicted model, not a curated record